AAGGCUAUGAAUUUUAUAUUUUAUUUUUAUUUUUCUUACUUAAAGGACAUGGUUGGAAUUGUUUAGAAAAAACUGUACUGCGCUUGCAAAAUCUUUAUAGUUGAAUUCUUGCGUAUCCGACGGUCCAGUCCACCGCCUUUGGAAGUACCGGGAGCGUUUAUGUAAAAACAUAACAUUCCCAUUCUCCACAAAGAGCAGCAUUUGCCACCAGAUACAAUACCAAAAAAGAACGUCAACAGACCAACAACCGAGCGCCACGUUCCAAUAAAAAUCCACAAAAGUCCUCUUCUCCAGCACGUGGCAGCACCACAAAUCGCCUUCACAACCCCUCGUUAAGGCGGCCGUGACGCAGAACUUCCUAUUAUUUUAACCGCAGUGGAAACGAAGAGCUCCUAGAAUAUUAACCCAACCCAGGGUUAAACUACCCAACCCAUGGUUCAAACCCACGUUAAGAGCAGUUUAUAUACCAGAGAAACCCUCCCACUACCUCCGUAACACUGCAACUACCAAGAUGAUGAUCGGAGAACCCAACCGCCCUAAUCCCACGGUCCACGUUCCCCCCUGGUCCGUCGUGGACGAUCCGACCGCCAAUAUGUGUUUUCCCUUUCCUCUCCCCGAUGGCAAUGCAACCGGUGCCGGAGGCGGAGGUGGCGCCGGAGACUUCUCCGACUACUCCCCUUACGUCCUCGGUGAGGCCCUCUCGGCUCUGCAGCGCUACCUUCCGUCAAACGACGUCGACUUCGAUUCGGACUCCGAUGUUUCAGGUCGGGAGUCGGAUAUUCCGCUGGACGCCUUCUCGUGCGACCAGUUUCGGAUGUUCGAGUUCAAGGUGAGGCGGUGCGCACGCGGGAGGUCCCACGACUGGACCGAGUGCCCGUACGCGCAUCCCGGCGAGAAGGCUCGCCGGCGGGACCCGAGGAAGUACCACUACUCUGGAACGGCCUGUCCGGAUUUCAGGAAAGGGAGCUGUAAAAAGGGCGAUGCGUGCGAGUACGCGCACGGGGUCUUUGAGUGCUGGCUUCAUCCCGCUCGUUACAGGACCCAGCCGUGCAAGGACGGCACCAAAUGCCGCCGGCGAGUUUGUUUCUUCGCGCACACGCCGGAGCAGCUCCGUGUUUUGCCGGCUAGUUCAAGCCCUAGGACUCCGACCGCCGUGGACUCGUACGACGGGUCGCCGUUCCGGCAGGCGCUCGAGGCAUCGAAGGGGUUGCAGUAUCCACCUUCGCCGGCGUCUGUUUCUCCGCCGUCCGAUUCUCCUCCGAUGUCGCCGAUGACUCACCCGCUGAGUGGGUCCCUGGGAUCAAACUCCAUCAACGAGAUGGUCGCCUCUCUGCGUAAUCUGCAGCUGCAUAGGAUGAAAUCGGUACCGUCUUCAUGGGGAGUUCAGGUUGGUUCUCCCGGGUUCGGGUCGCCCAGAGGUCCGAUUAUCCGACCCGGCUCGUACAGUCUCCCUUCGACGCCAACUCGCGCUCCUGCUCGACCUGGACUGAGUUACCUAGAUUUUUGGGAUGAGGGUUGCGAAGAGGAACCUGCGAUGGAGCGGGUCGAGUCGGGUAGGGAUCUGCGCGCGAAGAUGUACGAGAAGCUGAGCAAGGAGAACUCGCUGGAUCGGGUGGACCCUCGGCCGUCCGGCGGCGGCCCAGACGUUGGGUGGGUUUCGGAGCUGGUGAAGUGAAGGGAAGGAAACCAUUACUGAAAAACCUCAACUGGUUCCUUUUAUAUCAUUGAUUUUUGGUUAAUUAAUAUUCUUCUGGUAUUGCUUAGGAUCUAUGCUGAAGUCACUCUGGAAGGCCUUCACCAUAUAUAUAUAUAUAUAUAUAUAUAUAUAUAUGGAUCGUCCUCUGUUUGUGAAUACAGAUUCAGGAAUUAAGCAGAACUAAAGCUGAAGAUUGUGUGUAAAUAUUUAGGAGGUUUUAAGGACAGGGUGAAGAGUUCAAUCUCUUUUUUUGGGGAGGAAUUUUCUGAGUAAGUUCAGAAGAGACUUGCCUUACUGAAGAAAAAAGCAAAAGAAAAAAUUGCAGACUUUUGUAUAGACAGAAGAAACGAAGGUACGUACGUACAUGGUGGUGAGCUGCCGAAGAAAGGAAGGAGCUGGUAGCAGGCGAAGGAUUAUGGAUUAUUUCCAGUAUUUUUGGUUAAUUUUUGUGUUCAUCAUCACCGCCAUCAUUUUCCCAUUUUCCAUUCUAAAUGAUCUUUUGAUCUUUAUCCUGUAAAUAGUGAUGAGCCGCUGCUGCUCCUGCUCCUGCUGCUGUUCUUAUGUUACUCCCAAGUAUCUUAUUCCUGUAAUGUGUAAAAUUUUCUCAAUUUUCUUUGGUUAAUUUCCCAAGAUUCAGAGUUCA
Malania oleifera is the source of this 2339-nucleotide messenger RNA. Its product is annotated as zinc finger CCCH domain-containing protein 20-like. Bases 512 to 1675 code for a protein of 387 amino acids. Gene Ontology annotation, molecular function: metal ion binding. The record is from RefSeq and is a predicted model, not a curated record. The transcript has a single exon. NCBI's taxonomy places the organism in Eukaryota, Viridiplantae, Streptophyta, Magnoliopsida, Santalales, Ximeniaceae.